AUGGCUACCACGGCGCAGUACUUACCGCGCGGCGCAUCGCUACUGCCGAUGCCCGCGCCGGAGGCAGAGCGGCUCCACCAGGGGCCGACCUAUCGCGAGGUCCAGAAGAUGAUGCACCACGAGUACCUUCAGGGGCUGGCGGCCACCCCGGGCCACCCCAUGGGGACGCUCCCGCACCACCAGUGGCUGCCGGGCGCCACGGGGGACUGGGGAGGCGGUGGCACCCACCUGGAGCACGCCAAAGCCGGCAGCGGGCCGCGGGGAGACCUCGACAGCGGCGGCUUCCACUCCCGCUCUCACCUGGUGCACCAGCAGCCGACGGGAGGCGGCGGGGGCCACUGGGGCCAGGCCGGCCCGACGCAUCAUCUGGGCGGCUGUCCCGCCGCCAUGUCCCCGACAGCCGGCGGCCCGCAGCCGCUGCUCUACUCGCAGGCGGCGUACCCGGGUCUCAACGGGAUGCUGGGCCCGCAGGCACCCUCCCUCCACCUGCCGCACGGCCACGACGAGGUGGCCGAGGCCCACCUGGAGGGCUCCCCGACGCCCCUGGGCCACGCGGGGCCCGAACCACCCUCUGACGAGGACGCGCCCAGCUCUGACGACCUGGAGCAGUUCGCCAAGCAGUUCAAGCAGCGCCGGAUCAAGCUGGGCUUCACGCAGGCAGACGUGGGGCUGGCGCUGGGCACCCUGUACGGCAACGUCUUCUCUCAGACCACCAUCUGCCGCUUCGAGGCGCUGCAGCUGAGCUUCAAGAACAUGUGCAAGCUGAAGCCGCUGCUCAACAAGUGGCUGGAGGAAACCGACGCCGGCAGCGGCAGCCCCGCCAGCCUGGACAAGAUCGCGGCGCAGGGCCGCAAGCGCAAGAAACGCACCUCCAUCGAGGUGGGAGUGAAGGGCGCGCUGGAGAGCCACUUCCUCAAGUGCCCCAAGCCGGCGGCCCACGAAAUCGCUUCGCUGGCGGACUCGCUGCAGCUGGAGAAGGAGGUGGUGCGCGUUUGGUUCUGUAACCGGCGGCAGAAGGAGAAGCGCAUGACACCGGCCGGGGGCCCGCACCCGCCCGCCAUGGAGGACGCUUACUCGCAGGGCGAGGCCUCCCCGCCGCUGCACCACACGCUCCGGAGCCCGGUGCAAUGA
Messenger RNA from Candoia aspera, 1131 nucleotides. It is a transcript of the gene POU3F1, whose product is annotated as POU class 3 homeobox 1. The record is from RefSeq and is a predicted model, not a curated record. Gene Ontology annotation, molecular function: DNA-binding transcription factor activity, RNA polymerase II-specific; RNA polymerase II cis-regulatory region sequence-specific DNA binding. The transcript has a single exon. The coding region runs from base 1 to 1131 and encodes 376 amino acids. Gene Ontology annotation, biological process: regulation of transcription by RNA polymerase II; brain development. Gene Ontology annotation, cellular component: nucleus. Lineage: Eukaryota; Metazoa; Chordata; Lepidosauria; Squamata; Candoiidae.